Molecule: messenger RNA, 816 nt
Organism: Clonostachys solani
Lineage: Eukaryota; Fungi; Ascomycota; Sordariomycetes; Hypocreales; Bionectriaceae
Source: the annotation of a GenBank genome assembly
AUGCCAUCUUACGUUGUCGUCGGCGCCUCGCGGGGCCUUGGUUAUACUUUUCUCAAAGUCUUGGCCACUGAUCCAAAUAAUACCGUGAUUGGUCUUGUGAGGGAUGACGUUGCUGUGCAAAAGAGGCUCGUUGAGGACGGGCUUACAUCUGUUCGCGUUUUCAAAGCGGAUGUUACAAACCUUGAAGAGCUCAAGGCCGCUCGUACAAAUAUCGAAGAGGUCGUUGGCGGAAUUGAUUAUCUUAUAUGCAAUGCCGUAUAUAAGACAACGGCAACACUUCUCCGGAACCUCGCCGAGUAUCCAGAUGAUUUAGAUUACCUAGAGACUGAAAUCUCUAAGUCAUUCAAGGUCAAUGUCGUUGGCCUGAUCAACACCAUCAAUGUUUUUAUGCCUUUGGUCCAACGCAGCUCCAUUAAGAAGAUCAUUGCAUUGACAAGUGGCAUGGGCAGUUGCGCCUUUACUAAUGACUCAGGCAUUGAUGGCGGCAUACCUUAUUCUGUAUCAAAAGCAGCGGUGAAUAUGCUGGUGGCAAAGUAUAAUGUGACAUACAAGAGCGAGGGCGUUCUCACUAUGGGCAUUUGUGCUGGCAGCGUUGACACUUUCGAGGGAGAGAGGCCUUCAUUUUCGGAAAAAGACACGGCCAGAUUCGGCGAGUUUGGGACCAAACUGCAGGCCUAUUCGGCACGUUUCGCAGGCCCAGUCCCCCCAGAAGACGGCGCGCGCCAGCUUCUCAAGGUCAUGCACGCUUCAAGCAUUGAGGGUGGAAACGGUGGAACAUGCGUGUCCUACUUCGGAUCGACUAGUCAAUGGCUUUGA